Molecule: messenger RNA, 2082 nt
Organism: Triticum aestivum (bread wheat)
Lineage: Eukaryota; Viridiplantae; Streptophyta; Magnoliopsida; Poales; Poaceae
Exons: 4
Coding region: 1099-1644 (181 amino acids)
Source: RefSeq, a predicted model, not a curated record
GCCUCCCUGAAGACGAAGCGGAGCCGUGUCCGUGUCCAAACUGGUCGUGGGAUGGGGGGCAUAUAAUCUGCACCUCUCCGAAGACAGGGAAGGCGUCGAUUUUGCUCACCCAAAUCGCCGAGCCACGACUUCUUCCGCAGCCCCGCGCCGGGCUCCGCCGGCACCACUCAGCAGCAGGUAAGAUUACAGGUGACAGGUGACUGGGGAUUUGGGAUGCAACUAGUGAAUAUCAAUUUCAGCAUGACUAGGUUACUGAACAUAGUUUAUCAGUUUAGUCUGCAGCAGGUCAUGCGAAAAAUUGUCUAGCAGACGCCCUGCAAAAAGAAAUCAACUAUGAUGUUAUCCUCGGUCAAAUGUACCGCCUAAAGAAGCAAAUCCGAGCCCGUGAUCCAUAGUCUCCCGGAGGGUAUCAUGCAUGACAUAAUAUCGAGGCUGACACUGAAGGAUGCCGUGAGGGUCAGUUUGGUGUCGACACACUGGAGACAACUUAUGGACAUGCCAUUCUAAUCUAUGCUUUGACAGUCCCACGAUCCUGAACCGCGAGUAUGGCACCAUUAGCAGGAGCAGCAGCAGGAGGGGCAGAAGAAGACGCAGGUUCAUCAGGCAUGUCGAUGCCAUCCUGGAAUCCCACAGCGGUACAAGGCUAAGAAGAUUUGGUAUCACGUUUGCUCUUGUCGCGAGGCACACGGAACAUCUGGAUCAAUGGCUCAAGUUCGCACUCGAUUCCAGGGCGUCUGAGAUUGCUAUUAAUUUGCACCCUGUGUUCUACAAGGAUUAUGUGAGGUCAUAUGAAUGGGAGGAUACAUACACCUUGCCGUUUCAUAUGUUUAGCAGUCAAGGGGCAUCUUACAUUGAGUCACUCCAGCUCACCUUUGCAUCGUUGAAGCUGCCCGGCGAUUUCGAUGGCCCUUUGAACCUUAGAGUGCUGGAUCUCCAGACUGUUCAUGUGUCGGAAGGAGAUCUCGAGCUGCUGUUGUCCAAAUGCAGUGCAUUGGAGUGUUUGCGCCUGGGUCGUUGUUACCCAGUGCUUAAUCUGAAAGUGAAGAAACCACUACUCGGCUGCGUAAUUUAUCUGUCCAGGGAUGUCAGCUGCAGGUUAUGGAAUUCAGUGCUCCGAAUCUAGCAAAAUUUGAGUAUUCGGGUCAGGCCAUACCCAUUACACUCGGUGAAUCCAUGAAGCCAACAGAAGCUACUGUGACGCUCUUGGGAUAUGAUGACACUCUUGAGCAUGUCUUCACCGAACUUCCAAAGACCCUGUCUCGCGUGGAGACACUAUCUGUGAACACUUGCAUAAACACCGAGGUGGUUGGAUUUUCAAAUUGCCUGAUGAAGUUUACUCAUCUGAGAAAACUGGAGGUGACUGUAAGUAUUCUCGGGGACUCGAGAAUCAGAAAUGGGAUUCUUCGUUUAGUGAGUCUUCUAGAGGUGGCCCCUCUUCUGCAAAGGCUCGAGUUAAAUAUGCUUCCACAUGUGUCGGUUGGGGUAUCCAACGAGCCUGAAGCUUACUGGCAUUUUCAGCCGUGCGCCCACCGUCAUCUUGAGCAGUUCGAGGUUUCAGGGUUUAUCGGUCUAAGAGGUCAGCUUGAGGUGGUGUUGUGCAUCCUUGAGGCGAAUGUCCGUAGAACCGAGGGUGACGGCAUAUGAUCGUGUCUUUGGACACUGGGCGGGGUUUGAGCAUAAUAUAGGAAAAGGCAGGGCAUGUGCCUUGGCCUUUUUUUCUCCUAAAGACUAUCCCGGUGUGCAGAUUGAGAUCUUCUGAAGGACCUUGGGUGUUUUUGGCUUCAGGUGAUGUAUGCCUGAAGGAGUGAAGGGCCACAAAUAGGCAAGUGUGAGUCCCAGCAUAGCUUUUCGUUUGUGUGUACAUAUUCUGGGGGCUUGGGUGUCAGUCAUAUGUAAUUCUUGUCUACUGGGGAGUGUGAAACUGCUUCACUGCAAGGCCCUGCUGAUUCAAGAUACUGAUGAAUAAUUACCAGAAAAUUCUUCCUGGAGGCUUGUGUGCAGAUACUCAUAAGCUUCAAGGACCCUAGCUGGAUUGUUAUCGAUAAGCUGCGAGACCCUGGGAAAGCAUAUCUCCAGAUAAUG